This is a messenger RNA of Penicillium brevicompactum, 2454 nucleotides long. RefSeq names its product putative C6 transcription factor. Gene Ontology annotation, molecular function: DNA binding; carboxy-lyase activity; DNA-binding transcription factor activity, RNA polymerase II-specific. The transcript has 4 exons. Bases 1 to 2454 code for a protein of 817 amino acids. The record is from RefSeq and is a predicted model, not a curated record. NCBI's taxonomy places the organism in Eukaryota, Fungi, Ascomycota, Eurotiomycetes, Eurotiales, Aspergillaceae. Gene Ontology annotation, biological process: DNA-templated transcription; regulation of DNA-templated transcription.
AUGACGUCGCCUUACCCAACAUCCCGCUCAUUUUCACCCUCCGUUUCCUCCGACAUGCCUGGGGCGCCUAACAGGCCCGUCUCUGAUUUGCCGCAAGCCCAGGUCGACGCGAUCAUCCGUACGAAGCGCAAGGCCCGCGAACCCAAGGCUUGCUACCCAUGUCAUGCACGAAAGGUCAAGUGCGAUCGCAACCUUCCGUGCGACGGAUGUGUGAAGCGCGACCAUGCCGAUCUCUGCUCCUACGAACGUCCCUCCAAAAAGCAAUCGCAAGCGUUUCACGGCAGCCCUAUCGCUAGCUCCGCCACAGUCCCUGCGCCGGUCCCAGUCUCCAUGCCGGACUACCCAACAGCGUAUACUUACAAUGACAACUCGGCACAAAUGAAUUCUCGUCCACCGAUAAGCCGACCUGUUCCCCCGGCUGGCGGUGCACGCGUAUCAAUUGCUCGAGAAGAAUGGGACAACGUGCGUAAUAGAUUGCGUGAGAUGGAGUCGACUAUUUCUUCGCUCCGCGUCGGCCUGGAAAAAACUGAAGAUGGCCUCACAAGUUCCAUGGACACUGGAAGCGUGCAGAGUGCUGAUGCGGGUUCCCGUUCCAAGGCGGCCUCGCCUGAGCGCGAGGGCAUCCAUGCUGCAAAUACCCUCGGCAAAGGCACCGUGCAUUUAGGCUCUCGCUCUGUGCUGGCUUACAUCCUGAACAACCAAUCUGGAUCCGAUCAACUCCAAGCACUUUUGGAGGGGGGCAUAUUGCCCAAGCUCGGCUUGGAUAAUGAAUCUGCAACUUACCCAUUCGUCGAUCUGUGGUCUACAGACAUGUCAACGUUCGACGUUACCGCGGUGUGCAGUGCACUCCCCACUGAUCAACAAUGUAGAGAAAUGUUUUACUACUACAAGGAUAUCUCAGGGGCCAUUUAUCCCGUACUGGAAGAUAUCACUGAAUUCGAGGAUACGCUCGAGCUCUUGUUGCAGACUAGGAUUUCCAUGGGUGGUGAAUAUCGAGCUGAUGCGGAUGAAUCACAAAAGCCCUUCGGAGUCAGUCUCGCAUACCUAGGACUUUUGUUUGCUGUUCUUGCUUCCGGCUGUCAAUCAUCCGAUUAUGGGAGCAAGGAGAGAGAGUUGACCUCGCAAGUUUACGUUUGCUGCUCUUAUCAAUGCCUUCGCAUGACAAACUUCUUGUCGCAACCCACGAUAGAAGCCAUUCAGACCCUUUUGGUGAUUGGCAACGUGUUAUCUUACAACAUGAACCCAGGAAUUUCCUAUGUCUUGCUCGGAAUGACGCUUCGAAUGGGUUUGGCUCUUGGUCUUCAUGUUGAGUCCAGUAGGUUUUCCUCGGCAGAGCGGUACCGUCGGAGACACACAUGGUGGUCCAUGGCGUGGCAGGAUAGUCAUUUCUCCCUUUCUUACGACCGACCCUCCACCACUGCAGUGAGCCAACCCGACAUUGCUUACAAGGAAGGUUCGAAGGCUGGCGACUUGUCCUACUUUGAAACUCUCUGUCGAGUGAUUUCCCUUGCGUUGGAGGUCGUUCGCAUACGCAUGUUAAGCCCACAUGCUCAGAUUAACAUUGAAAGUAUCCAGGGGUAUAAGGAACGUAUCCAAAAAAUCAUGAUAGAGGCGCGACCCUAUUUACGAGAUGCAAGCCGAUGUUCUACGCCGACAGAACACCUUGAGCGGGUCGUACUCAAGUUACACUCCUCAUACUUCGCAUCUGAGCUCUGCCGCCCGGCGCUCAAGCCAAUGGCCGACUUCAGCGACGCCAGCGCUGCCAGUAUGCGCGAAACAUGCGUGUCAAAUUUGAUGACAACCGUUGAAGCUUACAUUGAAAUGCACAACAUUAGCUCUCACGCUGCGCGCUCUUGGAUUGCUUUACAGCGGGCAAUCAGCUCUGCGUUUUUGCUUGCUGUUAUUGAAGAAGCCAAGCUGGACCCGAAUGUCUGGAACCUUUUGCGACAACUGGAGGGUAUCAUUGCACAGCGAGCAAGCACCGAGCGAGCUUAUGAUUCCAACGAGGCCGCCGCAACUGUUGCUAGCAUGACUUCUCCACCGCAAAAUCUUGGCACUUAUGAUCCGAUCACUGGGGCCACAAAUCCGCCAGGCCCCAUUGCAUCAGUAGUGGAUCCCAAUUCCCCAGCUGGUCUGCCUGCGGAUACACAAACACAAUGGGCCAAAUCUUUGGCCAAAACGCACCGUGCUCUGCAAAAGUUGCUCAAUGCAUUCGAGCAUCACCCCUCAAGGCAAAUUCCGGGACGUAAUGGCACGCCUGCAUAUCUCCCUCAUCAAAACCUCAACCCAGCUUCUGCCUCUAUGGGGUCUUUCGUCCCCGUUUCUGCGAGCAUGACCCCUAGUGUCGGGUCGCUCCCGCCACCUACGCCAGAAAGCUCAGGCAGUGGCGAAUGGUCAAUGCCGAACAUCAUGGAUCGAGCAGCGGAAUAUAUUCACCCACCUUUGUGGGGCUAG